AUGUAUUUAAGACCAUCAGAGAUAUACUUCAGCCAAAAAGAAAUAAAUAAUCAUUUCGACAAACGAAGCUCUCAUAGAAACAAGAAUUUAGGAGAAACAUUAGAUGAGUUAGUGGAAGGACAAUGUAGUAUCAACAAUAUACCUACAAUAAGCGUCAUGUGGAGAGGCGGGAAAUGGGUAACUGCUGAUAACAGACGAUUAUGGGUCUUCCGCCAUCUUGAAAAGCUGGGCAAAUGUACUACAAUUCCUGUGACGGAAAUCUAUCAGAUUGACCCUCGGAAGUUAAACUCUAUAACCGGUGGCAGGACAGUGAGAUUUUAUUAUGGACUUUCUGCAACUGGUAAAUGGCACCAUCGAGUGUCAAGCAUAGACCCAGACGCAGCAUUGGCGGCACAACCAGAAACAAGCACACGAUAUGUAACCAGAAAUCCUUAUACAACUUCGAGUCUAAGUAUGCUUAGAACCCCUACAAGUUACGAUCAACAAAGUCCACAAAGAGACUAUUCCAACAUCAAUGAUUUCCAUGCAGCGAUAUCAAACCUUUCAUUGUCAACAACCAGAAACGUCGAACGCCUUAAUCCAUUGGAAGUUCGAUUCACCAAGGAGACAAUAACAAUUAACUCUUAUUUUGAAAAUUUGAAACUCAGUUUAAGAUACAGUGCUAAUGGAGAGAAUAAUAAUCCCAUCACUGUGUAUAAAGUAUUCGGGAAGUAUUGGGUCACGGAUGGUAACAAGAGGCUAUGGGCAUAUAAAGAAACACGGUCUCUUAACGUGGGGCUUUGUAUUCCAGUAAAGGUAAAGGAAGAUAAGGAGGAGUUCCUAGAACUAAUGCGAAAGGAUCGUCCAUGGUUGUCAUUAAUAGAUAUUUUGCAGUCUGGGGAAAAUAUACAAAUACUUACAUAAUAUUUGUCAAUUUGAUAAAUGCGUUGACAUUUUUUAUUAUUUCUUGUGUGUUGUUUUAUCAUAAAAAUGUGUGUGUUAUAGAAAA
Mytilus trossulus (common blue mussel) is the source of this 988-nucleotide messenger RNA. RefSeq lists its product as uncharacterized. The record is from RefSeq and is a predicted model, not a curated record. Lineage: Eukaryota; Metazoa; Mollusca; Bivalvia; Mytilida; Mytilidae. The coding region runs from base 1 to 903 and encodes 300 amino acids. The transcript has a single exon.